GUCCUCUGAACACACAUGGCAGAGAGCUCAACCCCGUUUCAAGAAUCUGACCAUAAGGCCACAUCAAAACUAAAGCUUUUCGGUUUUCCAUUGACUGAGCAAGAUGAAAUCCUAUCAAAAACAGAAAAUACUUUAGGAAACAGGAAAUUCGAGUGCCAUUUUUGCCACCGAGCUUUUGGCAACUCACAAGCACUAGGAGGCCAUCAAAAUGCUCACAAAAGAGAGCGCCAAAGAGCCAGACGUACCCAAUACCUUUGUGACCGACGCCUCAUGGCAGCUGCACAAGUUCUUUGCUCACAUGCUGUCAAAUCACCACCCUUCAUUUAUCCAAGGGGAUUGAUCACUAGCAAUAGUACCGCUGCUGCUGCUGAAUUUAGGCCCCAAAUAGCAAGUGAUUACCCAUCUCAGCCCUUGUUGUUUCCUUCAUCUUCUCCUGAUCAUCACUCACCAUCUCAAAUUUAUAUCGCACAACCAUUACAUGAUGCAGAUACGAUGCCAUCUUUUAUUAAAGUUCCUGGUAAAUUAUGUUCCAAUGAUGACGAUGUAGGGGUUGAUCUCUGUCUCAAACUCACUCCCUCUGGUUAGAUGAUCAGAUCGAGUGCCAGUAUGUGCAUGUUGUGAAAUUUUGCCUUUCCAUGGAAAUAUUUUUAAUGUUUGAGUUUAAAC
Populus euphratica (Euphrates poplar) is the source of this 666-nucleotide messenger RNA. RefSeq lists its product as uncharacterized. Gene Ontology annotation, molecular function: transcription cis-regulatory region binding; DNA-binding transcription factor activity. The transcript has a single exon. Gene Ontology annotation, biological process: trichome morphogenesis; cytokinin-activated signaling pathway; trichome differentiation. The record is from RefSeq and is a predicted model, not a curated record. Gene Ontology annotation, cellular component: nucleus. Bases 16 to 585 code for a protein of 189 amino acids. NCBI's taxonomy places the organism in Eukaryota, Viridiplantae, Streptophyta, Magnoliopsida, Malpighiales, Salicaceae.